AUGAAUUUGGAACUGGUGCUCGGUACUCAUCCACCAACAAACGCAGCUAAGACAUCCAUGAACCGCUCCAAGACGCUUGUAGCGUGCCACAAACUUUUGCUGAGAUGCUACUCUCAAGGUAAAUCGCAGUUGAAAAUUAAUGGUACCCAUUAUGAUACACACCCUGAAUUCACAAAUAUUUCGGGUACAGUUUUGAGUCUGAGCGAUCGUGCCUUGCACUUGAAGGCUGCCCACCCAAUAGGAAUUCUAAGAAAGCAGAUAGAAGAUAAGCUGAACUCAACUUCCGAUUCAUACUGUGUGUACAACAAUUUCCGCCCUGUGGUAACCGUUGAGGAGAAUUUUGAUUCUUUGGGCUUCCCCUCAGAUCAUCCGGGCAGAUCUAAAAGUGAUACUUACUACGUCAAUGACAAGCACUUAUUUCGUACACACACUUCUGCUCACGAAAUGGAAUGCUUUGGGAACAUCAAAGGAUUCACUACCCGCGAAUCCCCAAGGGCGCCUACCGAUAAACCUGGUUUUUUAAUUUCUGCUGAUGUGUAUAGAAGAGAUGAAAUCGACAGAACACAUUACCCCGUCUUCCAUCAGAUGGAAGGUGCCCGUGUUUGGAAGAGAUCGCAAGAGCCAGUGCCACAGGGAACCGAGCCUCUACAUAUUCAGCAGCUGCGCUUCGAUUUACAGACACUAGAAGAACAAUUACAUCAGGAAAACACCAACUUGGUAGUACACGAUGAUAUUUCACUUGAACAGAACCCCAAACAGGACUAUAUGAGCGAUCUCGAAGUCAGCUUGUGUUCUCAACAUUUGAAGCGCAGCAUUGAACUAUUAGUAGCUCAAGUAUUCAACAAAAAGUUAGCAUCCAUGAGGGCAGCAGGGUCUAACACCCAACUGCAGGUUCGUUGGAUCAAAGCUUACUUUCCAUGGACUGCCCCUUCCUGGGAAAUUGAAGUUUUCUGGCAAGGCGAAUGGCUAGAACUAUGUGGGUGCGGUCUCGUCCGUGAACAAGUGCUCCUUAAUGCCGGGUACAAGCCCGACAACCAAAUCGGCUGGGCUUUUGGCUUGGGAUUGGAUAGAAUUGCCAUGCUUCUCUUCGAAGUUCCAGAUAUCCGUUUAUUUUGGACAAUGGACGACAGAUUUCAUUCUCAGUUUCACGAGGGACAGAUCACAAAAUUCAAGCCUUAUUCAAAAUAUCCAGGUACCAUUAGAGAUGUCGCCUUCUGGUUGCCGCAAGAUCAGCGUCAAAAAGCGAUCCACGAAAAUGAUCUCAUGGAAAUAGUUCGUGAAAAAGCCGGCGACCUUGUCGAAAGUGUCAAACUGGUAGACAAAUUCACACAUCCUAAGACCAACAAGAAGUCCCUUUGCUACAGAAUUAAUUACCAGUCCAUGGAUCGGAACUUGACGAACGAUGAAAUAAAUCAAAUUCAAGAAAAUGUUCGUGAGGAACUUGUCAAUAAGUAUGGAGUUACAUUGCGCUGA
Messenger RNA from Lachancea dasiensis, 1473 nucleotides. NCBI's taxonomy places the organism in Eukaryota, Fungi, Ascomycota, Saccharomycetes, Saccharomycetales, Saccharomycetaceae. The record is from the annotation of a GenBank genome assembly.